AAAUUUAAGUACUUUUUGUACUCCAAACUCGAACGAAGGGUAAUGAAAAAUUCGUAAUCUUUCAAACAAUUUUUUUUAAAUUAAAAUAUUUACGCAAACUCGUCGCCAAGUCCUUUGUGAACUGUCGCUCAAUCAUUUUUAUACAGAAUUGUGAUAAUGUCUGAUCUUCAAAUGGAUUGUGCUUUGGAUCUAAUGAGACGAUUGCCACCUCAGCAAAUCGAGAAAAAUCUCAUUGAUUUGAUUGAUUUGGUUCCGGGUCUGUGCGAGGAUUUACUGUCUUCCGUCGAUCAACCACUCAAAAUAGCAAAAGAUCGUGAAUCAGGAAAAGAUUAUCUACUUUGCGAUUACAAUCGGGAUGGUGAUUCGUAUCGAUCGCCAUGGUCCAACACUUACGAACCGGCCCUGGAGGAUGGUUCGAUGCCAUCGGAGCGGCUAAGAAAAUUGGAGAUUGAAGCCAAUCUUGCCUUUGAUCAGUAUCGUGAAAUGUACUACGAGGGUGGCGUAUCAUCAGUGUAUCUGUGGGACUUGGAUCACGGAUUCGCUGGAGUAAUUCUAAUCAAAAAAGCUGGCGAUGGCAGUAAGAAAAUUAAAGGCUGUUGGGAUUCCAUUCAUGUUGUUGAAGUGCAAGAGAAAAGUUCCGGACGCACGGCACACUACAAAUUAACAUCGACAGCUAUGCUGUGGCUACAAACAAAUAAAAUUGGUUCCGGAACGAUGAACCUCGGCGGUAGUUUGACACGACAGGUCGAACAAGAUGCAAGUAUUAGUGAAUCAUCACCACACAUUGCCAACAUCGGACGUAUGGUGGAGGAUAUGGAAAAUAAAAUCCGAAGUACUCUCAACGAAAUUUACUUCGGUAAAACGAAAGACAUUGGUAAUGGACUUCGAAGCAUUCAGUCGUUAGACGAUCAAAGACAACAGGCCGGUAUGAAACAGGAAUUGGCUAAAGCGUUGGUGCGUCGAAAUGUGAAAGGCGAUAACUGAAAUUGGGCUCGCAUUGACUUUUGUUGGGAAUGACGAUUUGGGUUGCCCAUGUCCAACUUUCGCAACUCCAGUUUCUACCCCUUUUUUAUUUAAAAAAAAAAACUUUUUUUUAUCACAUUUUGAUGUGCAAUCCAUGAGUCAUUAAUAACUUGUUUUUCCACAAAUAAAUCGAUAAGAUAAAUUUCUAUCGUCAAUUCGAGACUGUGUUGCACUUACAUAAUGUUAUUUACAAAAUAUACCGAGAAAAAAACAUAAAAAGAAAAA
Bradysia coprophila is the source of this 1248-nucleotide messenger RNA. RefSeq names its product F-actin-capping protein subunit beta (gene cpb). Gene Ontology annotation, cellular component: cytoplasm; F-actin capping protein complex. The record is from RefSeq and is a predicted model, not a curated record. NCBI's taxonomy places the organism in Eukaryota, Metazoa, Arthropoda, Insecta, Diptera, Sciaridae. Gene Ontology annotation, molecular function: actin filament binding. Gene Ontology annotation, biological process: actin cytoskeleton organization; regulation of lamellipodium assembly; cell morphogenesis.